Molecule: messenger RNA, 864 nt
Organism: Didymodactylos carnosus
Lineage: Eukaryota; Metazoa; Rotifera; Eurotatoria; Philodinida; Philodinidae
Source: the annotation of a GenBank genome assembly
AUGGAAAAGACAGAACAAAGCAUGAAAGAUGACGAUUACAUAUCAGUCAAUCGCCAAUUGUGGAACGCAAACACUAAUAUUCAUGUUGAAUCUUCAUUUUAUAAUGUUCGCGGAUUUCUUGUGAAUAACAAUUCUCACACAUUAAACCCAACUGAGCUUGACCUCCUCGGUGAUACCGAGCAAAAGUGCAUUCUUCACUUACAAUGUCACUUUGGUCUUGACACAUUGUCACUUGCGCGUCUAGGUGCUAAACAUGUCACCGGUGUUGAUCUAUCUAAUGUGGCCAUUGAUAAAGCGCGUAAAUUAGCUAUUAAGACAAAUUUAAAUUAUAUUACCGAAUUCAUCUGUUGUGACAUUUAUGAACUGGAACAACAGUUGCCGCUUGAACAGGAUACGUUAUUCGACAUUGUCUUUACUUCAUAUGGGACAACAGCAUGGCUUCCAGAUUUGACUAAAUGGGCGCGACUGAUUGAACAGUAUUUGAAAGUCGGGGGUUUCUUUGUAAUUGUUGAUUUUCAUCCAAUUGUCUGUUUGUUCGAUGAUGCCUAUGGACCAUUAGCAACGCACUCAUACUUUGAUCGAGGACCGAUCAUCGAAAAUACAAAAGGAACCUACGCGGAUCCUGAUGCUCCCAUAGAGAAUAAAUCUGUUGAAUGGAAUCACACUAUGGCUGAUAUUAUCACAGCUUUAAUCCAGCAUAAUCUUAAAAUUGAUGUCUUCAAAGAAUUAGAUAGUAUACCUUACGAUGUCUAUCCUAACAUGUGUCGAUCGUCACACGAUGGACAAUAUCGAUUCAAGAAUUUCCAUGGGAAAAUACUUUUAGUGUAUGCAAUUAAAGCGACAAAAAUUACACCUGGAAAUUGA